Molecule: messenger RNA, 1196 nt
Organism: Panicum hallii
Lineage: Eukaryota; Viridiplantae; Streptophyta; Magnoliopsida; Poales; Poaceae
Product: deSI-like protein At4g17486
Exons: 4
Coding region: 224-838 (204 amino acids)
Biological process (GO): protein deubiquitination
Molecular function (GO): deubiquitinase activity
Source: RefSeq, a predicted model, not a curated record
UCCAGAGGUCAAGGCUGGGGGCGUGCUAGUUGUUCCCCGGUUAGUUAGCGCUCUUUCCCUUCCUCGCUUCGAACCAAAUCAAAUUCGGAGCGGCGAAGCGAAAGAUCCCCACGCCUCCCCCUUCCCUCCGAUCCAGCUCAACCGGGCGCUGAUCGGGAAGCUAAUGCCGCGCGAGUCGCGGGAUCUGUAGCGCCAUCGGGCUUCUCCGGCACGCACGGCGGGCAUGGAGGCGCAGAACGGCGGCGGGGCGCCGGUGGUGCUCAACGUGUACGACCUGACGCCCAUGAACAACUACCUUUACUGGUUCGGCCUCGGCAUCUUCCACUCCGGAAUCGAAGUUCAUGGGAUGGAAUAUGGAUUUGGAGCACAUGAGUUCCCAACAAGUGGGGUAUUUGAGGUGGAACCAAAAGGCUGCCCUGGCUUCGUGUAUAGAAGGUCUGUGUGGAUGGGCACAACUGACAUGUCUAGGGCAGAGUUCCGCUCGUUCAUUGAAAAUCUUGCAGGAAAGUACAAUGGUAACAUGUAUCAUUUGAUUUCAAAGAACUGCAACCAUUUUACAGAUGAUGUCUGUAGAAAUUUGACCAGGAAGUCAAUCCCUGGAUGGGUGAAUCGGCUAGCUAGAGUAGGUUCGUUUUUCAACUGCCUCCUACCAGAAAGCAUCCAAGUUUCUACAGUCAGACACGUCCCUACUCAUCCUUCAUUUUCUGAUGAUGAUAUGGAUUCAAUAUCUUCAUCACUUAUUGGGGACAGUGAUGUGGAAGAGUUGGACCAACAUCUGCUGCCACAAGACGUCCAUUCUAUAGAUGUACCACCAAAGCUAGCGAAAGAUCUUCUCUGAAUUACUCUACCCUUUUGGAUUCCCACAGCAGGAUGAAGUUCAGCUGGUGCAGUUGAUGUCCGUGAAGUGCUUCUCUUGGUCACGCGAGACUGUAGGGGUCUAGAUGAAUGGCACUGAUUGCAUUGAUUCUUUGCCACAGAGUUUGCUGUAUAGGCACUUAUUACUGCAAAAUGGAAAUGACAUGCUUUUAAUUCUUUGCCUUUUACGGUAUUGUUAGCAACUUGUGUUCAAGUUUAUGUUGUAAGGUCCUAGUGAAUGCUGUCAUUACAUUUGGAACACUGGAACUGGCCUGUUGUGGCACCAGGCUGUGGAUCCUGAAUUCCUGAUACAGAAAAUGACCUAUACCUUUAAAAUUCAA